AUGAACUCCUUCUACGCUGCCGCCGCUCGUUCGAUCCGGCCGACCACGACUUCCUUUGCCAGAUCUGCCGCCCGGCCCGCCGCCUUCCGUCCCGUCCUGAGUUCUGCCGCCCGUCCUGCAGUCCCCGUCGCCUCCUUCCACUACACCAGACAAGCCAUGGCGGCCCAGAAGAUCAAGGUCAAGAACCCCGUCGUGGAGCUCGACGGUGAUGAGAUGACCCGUGUCAUCUGGCAGGACAUCAAGGACAAGUUCAUCCACCCUUACCUCGACAUUGACCUCAAGUACUACGACUUGGGUCUUCCUUACCGUGACGAGACCAACGACCAGGUCACCAUCGAUGCUGCCGAGGCUAUCAAGAAGUACUCGGUCGGUGUCAAGUGUGCCACCAUCACUCCCGACGAGGCGCGUGUAGAGGAGUUUAAGCUCAAGCAGAUGUGGCUGUCCCCUAACGGUACCAUCCGUAACGCUCUCGGCGGUACCGUCUUCCGCGAGCCUAUCGUGAUCCCGCGCAUUCCUCGUUUGGUACAGGGAUGGAAGAAGCCCAUCAUCAUUGGCCGUCACGCUUUCGGUGACCAGUACCGGGCCAAGGACAAGGUCAUCCCGGGCCCCGGCAAGCUGUCUAUGGUCUACACCCCCGAGGGUGGCCAGCCCGAGGAGAUUGAGGUCUUCCAGUUCAAGAGCGGCGGCGGUGUCGCCCAGACUCAGUACAACACUGACGAGAGCAUCACUGGUUUCGCCCACGCCAGUUUCAAGCUUGCUCUGGCCAAGGAGCUGCCCCUGUACAUGUCCACCAAGAACACCAUUCUCAAGAAGUACGAUGGCCGUUUCAAGGACAUCUUCCAGGAGAUCUACGACACGACCUACAAGGCCGACUUUGAGGCCAAGAAGAUCUGGUACGAGCACCGCCUGAUCGACGACAUGGUCGCUCAGAUGAUCAAGAGCUCUGGUGGCUACAUUAUGGCAUUGAAGAACUACGACGGUGAUGUCCAGUCCGACAUUGUUGCCCAAGGUUUUGGUUCCCUCGGUCUCAUGACUUCGGUUCUCAUCACCCCCGAUGGCAAGACCUUUGAGUCCGAGGCCGCCCACGGAACCGUUACCCGCCACUUCCGCGAGCACCAGAAGGGCAAGGAGACCUCUACCAACCCCAUUGCCUCCAUCUUUGCCUGGACCCGCGGUCUGAUCCAGCGUGGAAAGCUCGACGAUACCCCCGAGGUCGUCGCCUUUGCCGAGUCCCUCGAGCAGGCUUGCAUUGACACUGUCGACGUUGACGGCAUCAUGACCAAGGAUCUGGCCCUGGCCUGCGGAAAGACGGCUCGUGAGGACUACGUCACCACCACCGAGUACUUGAACGCUGUCGAGAGGAGGAUGAAGAGCCUGCUCAAGGAGAAGUUGUAA
Pestalotiopsis fici W106-1 is the source of this 1395-nucleotide messenger RNA. RefSeq names its product Isocitrate dehydrogenase. Gene Ontology annotation, molecular function: isocitrate dehydrogenase (NADP+) activity; NAD binding; magnesium ion binding. Gene Ontology annotation, biological process: isocitrate metabolic process. Lineage: Eukaryota; Fungi; Ascomycota; Sordariomycetes; Amphisphaeriales; Sporocadaceae. The transcript has 3 exons. Gene Ontology annotation, cellular component: mitochondrion. The record is from RefSeq and is a predicted model, not a curated record. Bases 1 to 1395 code for a protein of 464 amino acids.